This is a messenger RNA of Nerophis ophidion (straightnose pipefish), 2343 nucleotides long. RefSeq lists its product as uncharacterized. NCBI's taxonomy places the organism in Eukaryota, Metazoa, Chordata, Actinopteri, Syngnathiformes, Syngnathidae. The transcript has 5 exons. Bases 10 to 1854 code for a protein of 614 amino acids. Gene Ontology annotation, molecular function: protein binding. Gene Ontology annotation, biological process: protein homooligomerization. The record is from RefSeq and is a predicted model, not a curated record.
GCCUGCAAUAUGGCGGGAAUGUCCGACGCGCAGCACGCCGGCCGCGGGGACGAAGAGGACGUCCGGGAGGCGCGGAUCAGCGGAGACGCGGACGCGGAGGUCCCCCGCGCGGGGACUGACCCUCACCUGGCCGCCGCGCACUUCCCGCCGCCGCGGGACAAGCUGAGCGAGAACACGCGCCUGGCGACCCGCUACGCGGUGCGGAUCUUCCGGGACUACCUGGGCGAGAAGGCCCACAGUCCGGACUUCGAGAGUCUCCCCAAGGCCGAGCUGUGCGCGCGGCUGCGCUCCUUCUACGCGGAGGCGCGCGCCAAAAGCGGCCACCUGUACAGCAAGUCGUCCCUCGUCAGCAUCCGUAGCUCGCUCAACCGCCACCUGAACGAGCCGCCCUUCUGCCGCACCCUGGACCUCACCAAGGACCCGGAGCUGCGCGGCGCCAACCUCACCCUGGCGGCGGUCAUCCGGCGUCUGGAGGCGCAGGGGGCGGGGCCGGUGGUGCAGAAGCAGGCCAUCGCGCGCGCGGACCUGCGCAGGCUGUACGCGUCGUCCAUGUUCGACGCGGACACGCCGCUCGGACUCCUCAACAAGGUCUGGUUCGAGACCUGCAUGUACUUCUGCACCCGCGGCCGCGAGAACCAGCGCGAGCUGCGGGAGGACUCCUUCGGCCUGGCCGCGGACCGGGACGGCCGGAAGUUCGUCUACUUCAAAGCCCCGCCCCCGAGGAGGAAGCCCGAGGCGGCGGCGCGCGAUGACGUCACCCUGCCGCGGAUGUACGAGACACGCACGCCGCUGUGUCCUUACGCCAGCUUCCGCCGCUACCUGGCCAAGCGCCACCCGCUCUGCCGCGCCUUCUUCCAGCGGCCGCGGGACCGCUGCGGCGCCGCUGAGGUCACGUGGUUCGAGAACAAGGCCAUCGGCAAGAACCUGCUGGGCACGCGCAUGCAGAUGUUGUCGCGCGCCGCCGGCCUGUCCAAGACCUACACCAACCACUGCAUCGGCGCCGUUGCCAUAGCGACGCUGGACGCUGUCGUGGGCGCCGCCGCGGAGACGCGUCAGGGUCACGUCGCCGCCUCUCACCCGAAGAGACACGCGCGGCGCGCCGUCAAACAGGACGAUGACAGCAGUGUGACGGUGCUGGACUCCCCCUGCGUGCCGUGUGCAGGCCAGCUGAGUGUGAGCAGGGGGGCGGUGCACAUGGACGUAGGAGGGCAGAUGUACACCAGCAGCCUGGCCACGCUGGGCAGGUACCCCGAGUCACGGAUCGGACGCCUGUUCGACGGCAGCGAGCCCGUGGUGUUGGACCGCCUCAAGCGCCGCUACUUCAUCGACCGCGACGGCGUUAUGUUCCGCCACGUCCUCAACUUCCUGCGCACCUCCAAGCUCCUCCUCCCCGAUGACUUCCAGGAGUACUCUCUGCUGUACGAGGAGGCCUCCUUCUUCCAGCUGGCGCCCUUGCAGGCGGAACUGCGGCGCUGGCGGGCGGAGCGCCAGCGCGACAAGGCGUCGGAGGCGCGGGAGUGCGUGGUGGUCCGCGUGGCGCAAGAGAGGAUCGGCGUGAGCGGCCGCCGCGCCGCCAUCGAGGAGGUCUUCCCGGAGGUGACGGAGGCCUUGUGCGCUUCCCCCGACGACUCCACCCACCUCACGCACUUUCACCUCAGUGACCACUGCGGCCUCAACUCUGUCCAGGUGUUGGAGCGACUGCAGCAGAGAAGAUUCCGCAUCACGUGUGGUUCGUGCGGCGGCGGCGCAGACUCCCCCUCCCACUUCAGCGAGUACGUGCUGCAGAGGGCGGGGCUCAGUGGCCGGAGUCCCUCCCCCGGACGAGUCAAACAGGAAGAGCUGGACUGCGCCUGACAGGAAGUGAGGUGAUGUCAUUGUGUCUGAGUCACCUCCGCCACAAAACAACAAGACAAGAAAAUGCUUGUGGACAUUUUUUAAUGUGGCGCUCAAACCAUUAAACCCAUUUUGUGAAGAAAUGAAAAGAAGAGCUAUUUACAAAAGGUGUAGAUGUGAUAGUGGGAGGAGCCAGGAGGCAUCAGAGCAUGGCUCUGUAGAAGGUGAGGGAGCGGCGCAGGAAGUGGUCCUGCUCCAUGCACAGCAGGAGGUCACGCAGCAUGACCCGGGUCACGCGCUGGAAGCCCGGUCUUGGCGGCAGAGACACCUGACGCCCGAGAGAAGAAUAAAGACCCGCAGGGGGAGGGGGGGCAUGGGACAGGUGGUCUCACAAAACCCUUACCUGGCCUUCCGCUCGCUUCUUGCGCGGCCCGAUGGCGGCCAGGGCGGCGAGGUUGGCCUCACGCUGCUGCAGCUCGGCUUCUUCCAGCUGUUGCAACUGAAGGCAGA